Molecule: messenger RNA, 1088 nt
Organism: Raphanus sativus (radish)
Lineage: Eukaryota; Viridiplantae; Streptophyta; Magnoliopsida; Brassicales; Brassicaceae
Exons: 4
Coding region: 96-875 (259 amino acids)
Biological process (GO): regulation of DNA-templated transcription
Molecular function (GO): transcription coregulator activity
Source: RefSeq, a predicted model, not a curated record
CUUAAAUUAUUGAGGGAGCAGUGUAAGGAGAGGGGAAGAAAAACAAUCUGACUCUGUCUUUUCUCUCUCUCUCAUAGAAAGUGGUGGAAGAGAAGAUGCCGAGGCCAGGGCCAAGACCGUACGACUGUAUCAGAAGAGCUUGGCACAGUGACACACACCAACCCAUGAGGGGUUUGCUCAUCCAAGAGAUUUUCAGGAUUGUUUGUGAGAUUCACAGCCAAUCCACCAAGAAGAACACAGAAUGGCAAGAGAAGCUCCCUGUGGUUGUCUUGAGAGCUGAAGAAAUCAUGUAUUCCAAAGCCAAUUCUGAGGCUGAGUAUAUGGACAUGAAUACACUUUUGGACCGUGCAAACGACGCCAUUAACACCAUAAUCCGACUCGAUGAAACCACUGAAACUGGGGAGUUUCUUCAGCCUUGUAUUGAAGCUGCAUUGCAUUUGGGCUGCACGCCAAGAAGAGCUUCAAGAAGCCAAAGGAACAUAAACCCGAGACGUUAUCUUAGCCAAGACUCAACUAAGUUGGACAACAUUAUGUCGCCGCAAUACCAAGUCUUCAUGAAACAGAACAACUUUGCUCCAAAGACUCUUCCGGUUAUGAGUUUUCACAACGAUGUUCAGAUCAAGAAAUGCCCUGUCUCCAAACACUCAAGCUACCCUUUAUGCUAUUCACUCAGAGUUCCUUCUUUGCCAGUCUCUAACAAUGUCACUGACUCGUGCAAGUCCGACAAGAACAGGAGAGAGGUAAGUGUGAAUGCAAGUAAUGGCAUUACCUUUGGUGGUUGUGAUCUAUCUCUGCGCUUAGGCCCUCUUGGAGAUGAUAUCAUAUCUCCUACUCAAAAACGGAGUAAGAUAAACAGCAACAACAACAAAGGCUAAAAAAUCAGAACAGAACUGUGUUUUGAUUAGCUAGUCAGUCUUGUGUUAUAGAAUGCGUCUUAGUUAGCUCUUUUAGUUCCUCUGUAGUUUUUAGGGUUCUUUACAUGUAAAUAGAGAGAGAGAGAGAGAGAGAGAGAGAGAGAGAGCAUGAUGAAAACAGAACAGUUCUUCUUCUUCUUGCAUUAAUAUCGAAUCUUCAAAAUUCAUGAACAA